GCGGCGCGAGCGGCCAUGGCCACGGCUGGGGCGCGCGGGGACGCGGGGCAGCGAGGCGCGCAGGGCCGGGCCCUGUACUUCUGCGGCAGCAUCCGCGGCGGCCGCCAGGACCAGAGGCUGUACGCGCGCAUCGUGUCGCGGCUGCGGCGCUUCGGGGUGGUGCUCACCGAGCACGUGGCGGCGGCCGGGCAAGACCCGCACGGGGAGGAGGCGCGUGGGGCCGACCGGAUCAUCCAUGAUCGGGACCUGGCCUGGCUACAGCGGGCAGAUGUGGUGGUGGCCGAGGUGACACAGCCUUCCCUGGGGGUCGGCUAUGAGCUGGGCCGGGCCAUGGCCCUCAACAAGCCAGUGCUGUGCCUCUUCCGCCCACAGUCUGGCCGAGUGCUUUCUGCCAUGAUCCGGGGAGCCGCAGAUGGCUCCCAGUUCCAGGUGUGGGACUACGAAGAGGAGCAGCUAGAGGCUUUGCUGGACCGGUACUUUCUGGCUGCCGGCUGGCAGGGUGCCACAGCUAGUGACCCUGACCACGCCUGAUGGGACGCUACCCCAGUCCCCACCCCCACGCCCUCUUUAGCACAGAAGGGAAUUGAAAGGUUCCUUUAAAAUUCUUUUUUUUGGGCAGAACUGGGGAUUGAACUCAGGGCCUUGUGCUUGCCAGGGAAG
This is a messenger RNA of Octodon degus (degu), 660 nucleotides long. It is a transcript of the gene Dnph1, whose product is annotated as 2'-deoxynucleoside 5'-phosphate N-hydrolase 1. NCBI's taxonomy places the organism in Eukaryota, Metazoa, Chordata, Mammalia, Rodentia, Octodontidae. Gene Ontology annotation, molecular function: 5-hydroxymethyl-dUMP N-hydrolase activity. The coding region runs from base 16 to 531 and encodes 171 amino acids. Gene Ontology annotation, cellular component: nucleus. Gene Ontology annotation, biological process: deoxyribonucleoside monophosphate catabolic process. The transcript has 3 exons. The record is from RefSeq and is a predicted model, not a curated record.